CAGGCCGGACUUCUGAAAGUCGAACGAGCUCCGGGUUUUGGAAAUGCUGGAGGGAGAAGCCCCUCGGAGAUGAGCGUGACCCCCUGGCUCGUGGUGGCCGCCUCUUACGCCAUGGCGCGGACCAGAGUGAGAAACCGGUGUCUGUUGCCGACUGCAAAGUGAGCGAGAAGAAAGCAGCGGGUUGUCCCAGCCCUACAUGGAGCCCCGCGGAGACCUCGAGACGCCCCGCGGGGAACCUCCUGGCCCCGGGGGACGGGGGACUGAGGACGAGGCCCUGGGCGAAGAAUCGGGGGAGCGGUGGAGCCCCGAGUUCCAUCUGCAAAGGAAAUUGGCGGAGAGCAGCCACAGUGAACAGCAAGAUCGAAACAGAGUUUCUGAAGAACUUAUCAUGGUUGUCCAAGAAAUGAAAAAAUACUUCCCCUCGGAGAGACGCAAUAAACCAAGCACUCUAGAUGCCCUCAACUAUGCUCUCCGCUGUGUCCACAGCGUGCAAGCAAACGGUGAGUUUUUCCAGAUUCUCAGUCAAAAUGGAGCACCUCAGGCAGAUGUGACCAUGUACAGUCUUGAGGAGCUGGCCACUAUUGCUUCAGAACACACUUCCAAAAACACAGAUACCUUUGUGGCAGUAUUUUCAUUUCUGUCUGGAAGGUUAGUGCACGUUUCUGAACAGGCUGCUUUGAUCCUGAAUCGUAAGAAAGAUGUCCUGGCGUCUUCUCACUUUGUUGACCUGCUUGCCCCUCAAGACGUGAGGGUAUUCUACGCGCACACUGCCAGAGCUCAGCUUCCCUUCUGGAACAACUGGACCCAAAGAGCAGCUCCACGGUAUGAAUGUGCUCCAGUGAAACCUUUUUUCUGCAGGAUCCGUGGAGGUGAAGACAGAAAGCAAGAGAAGCGUCACUCCCCAUUCCGGAUCAUCCCCUAUCUGAUUUAUGUACAUCGCCCUGGCCAGCCAGAAUCGGAAUCGGAACCUUGCUGUCUCACUGUGGUUGAAAAGAUUCACUCUGGUUAUGAAGCUCCUCGAAUCCCAGUGAAUAAAAGAAUCUUUACCACAACACACACCCCAGGGUGUGUGUUUCUUGAAGUAGAUGAAAGAGCAGUGCCUUUGCUGGGUUACCUACCUCAGGACCUGAUCGGAACAUCGAUCCUAAGCUACCUGCACCCUGAAGAUCGUUCUCUGAUGGUUGCCAUACACCAAAAAGUCUUGAAGUAUGCAGGGCAUCCUCCCUUUGAACAUUCUCCCAUUCGAUUUUGUACUCAAAAUGGAGACUACAUCAUACUGGAUUCCAGCUGGUCCAGCUUUGUGAAUCCCUGGAGCCGGAAGGUUUCUUUCAUCAUUGGUCGGCAUAAAGUUCGAACGAGCCCACUAAAUGAGGAUGUUUUUGCUACCAAAAUUAAAAAGACGAACAAUAAUGACAAAGACGUAACAGAAUUACAAGAACAAAUUUACAAACUUCUCUUACAGCCAGUUCACGUGAGUGUGUCCAGCGGCUAUGGGAGCCUGGGGAGCAGCGGGUCACAGGAGCAGCUUGUCAGCAUCGCCUCCUCCAGUGAGGCCAGCGGGCACUGCGUGGAGGAGACAAAGGCAGAGCAGAUGACCUUGCAGCAGGUCUAUGCCAGUGUCAACAAAAUUAAGAAUCUGGGUCAGCAGCUCUACAUCAAGUCAAUGACCAAAUCAUCAUUCAAGCCAGUGACGGGGACACGCACAGAACUGAAUGGUGGUGGUGAGUCAGCGAAUGAUGGUGGUGAAUAUAAAACCUUUACUUCCUUCCACCAAACACUGAAAAAUAAUAGUGUGUACACUGAGCCUUAUGAGGAUUUGAGGAACGAUGAGCACAGCCCAUCCUAUCAACAGAUCAACUGUAUCGACAGUGUCAUCAGAUACCUGAAGAGCUACAACAUUCCAGCUUUGAAAAGAAAGUGUAUCUCCUGUACAAAUACAACUUCCUCCUCCUCAGAAGAAGACAAACAGAACCACAAGGCAGAUGAUAUCCAAGCCUUACAAGCUGGUUUGCAAAUCUCAACCAUACCUAAAUCAGAAAUGCCAACAAAUGGACCGUCCAUAGACGCAGGAGGAGGAGCUCCACAGAUCCUGUCCACGGCGGUGCUGAGCUUGGGGUCGGGCAUAAGCCAGUGCGGUUACAGCAGCACCAUUGUCCACGUCCCACCAGAGACAGCCAGGGAUGCCACCCUCGUCUGUGAGCCCUGGACUCUGAACAUGCAGCCAGCCCCUUUGACCUCAGAAGAAUUUAAACAUGUGGGGCUCACAGCGGCUGUUCUGUCAGCCCACACCCAGAAGGAAGAACAGAAUUAUGUUGAUAAAUUCCGAGAAAAGAUCCUGUCAUCCCCCUACAGCUCCUAUCUUCAGCAAGAAAGCAGAAGCAAAGCUAAAUAUUCAUAUUUUCAAGGAGAUUAUACUUCCAAGCAGACGCAGUUGGCCGGCUGCAGGAAAGGGAAGCACAAACGGAAGAAGCUGCCAGAGCCACCGGACACCAGCAGCUCGAACGCGGGCUCUGGUCCCCACAGGGGAGUGCGUCAAAACGCACAGCCCUGCUGCCCCUCCACGGCCUCCUCUCCGCACACCUUGGGCCCAACCUUCCCACCUGCUGCCAUGGUGCCCAGCCAGGCCCCUUACCUCGUCCCAGCUUUUCCCCUCCCAGCUGCGACCUGUCCCGGAAGAGAAUACGCAGCCCCCGGAACUGUACCGGAAGGCCUGCAUGGGCCGCCAUUGUCCAAGGACCUGCAGCCUUACCCAGCUUUCCCUUCUCCUUACUUGGAUACUUUUAUGACCGUUUUCCUGCCUGACCCCCCUGUCUGCCCUCUGUUGUCACCAUCGUUCUUUCCAUGUCCAUUCCUGGGGGCGACAGCCUCUUCUGCGAUAUCACCCUCGAUGUCAGCAAUGACUCCAACCCUGGACCCACCUGCUUCAGUAACCAACCAAAGGAGAGAGGAGGAAAAGUGGGAGGCACAAAGCGAGGGGCACCCGUUCAUUACUUCGAGGAGCAGCUCACCCUUGCAGUUAAACUUACUUCAGGAAGAGAUGCCCAGACGCUCUGAAUCUCCAGAUCAGAUGAGAAGGAACACGUGCCCACAAGCUGAGUAUCAGUGUGUUGCAGGCAACAGUAGCAGUGAGAGCAGUCCUGCCACUACCGGUGCACUGUCCAUGGGGUCACCUCCCAGGGAGAAUCCAUCCCAUCCUACUGCCGGCACACUGUCCAUGGGGUCGCCUCCCAGCGGGACUCCAUCCUAUCCUACUGCCAGCGUUCUGUCCACGGGGUCACCUCCCUGCGAAUCUCUGUCCGGAACUGGUUCUGCAGCAUCAGGAAGCAGCGACAGCAGUAUAUACUUUACUAGUAGUGUUUAUUCUAAAAUCUCCCAAAAUGGGCAGCAAUCUCAGGAUGUACAGAAACAAGAAACAUUUCCUAAUGUCGCUGAAGAGUCCAUCUGGAGAAUGAUACGGCAGACACCUGAGUGUGUUCUCAUGACAUAUCAGGUACCUGAGAGGGUUAAAGAAGUUGUACUAAAAGAAGACCUAGAAAAGUUAGAAAAUAUGAGGCAACAGCAGCCCCAGUUUUCUCAUGGGCAAAAGGAGGAGCUGGCCAAGGUGUAUAAUUGGAUUCAAAGCCAGACUGUCCCUCAAGAAAUCAACAUUCAAGCCUGUGUCACUUGCGAAAAUGAAGAUUCAGCUGAUGGUGCGGCCACAUCCUGCGGUCAGGCUCUGGCAGAAGGGCAGCUGAGUGACUGUGAGGAUGAGCCUUCAUACCCUUUCUAAGACACGUUACACAUACAGACCUUUUUAAGUCCUGGACUUUUAAAUGACCAUGAAGUUAUCGUUGAAUGUUAAGAUUUUUUCUUCUUGAUUUUUUAAUACACAUAAUCUUUUUGAAGCAGACAUUGUAUACAAAAUCUUACUUCUCUUUGUUCCUGAUACAUUAAAAUGGCCAGUUAGGCUCUUUUUGUAGUUGAAUUGUCUGCUAAAGAGAUUGGAUGGCCUCUAAAGAGGUAUGUGUAUCUUUAUUUCAGAUGUCACCCAGAGUAAAUUAUAAUUAGAAGUAGAGCUAGAAUGAGCCCCAAACCUUAGCCUAAUUUAUUUUGUUCUGUUACGUAAGUCGUUUUCCCCUUAGAGUGCUUGAAGAAAUCCCACCUAUAGAUUGUGUACUUUUCAUAAUGGUUUCCAUGAAUGCAGUACAUUCAUUUAGGCUUCAUUCAACCUGGCGUUCCCCUCCAUAAUUAAGAUAAAACAUUCCGGUUUUCUCACAACACAUUAGCACAUAUUGUCCAUUAGCAUAUCUGGGAUAAGCAGGUUUUGGGGGUUGAGUUUUGGCCUUCAUCCUUGUAGAUCCCUUUCCUGUUGAUUUCCCACCUUCCAGUGAAAUUCUGAAAGCCUUAUCUUAAAAAUCGAUCCGCUUACCAUGGGCCAAUUCUUGUGAGAGUUUCCAUUAGCAUUUGCAUGUGUAAUGUUGAAAGAGCUUCUUACUCA
Messenger RNA from Mandrillus leucophaeus (drill), 4477 nucleotides. RefSeq names its product period circadian clock 3 (gene PER3). Gene Ontology annotation, biological process: entrainment of circadian clock by photoperiod; circadian regulation of gene expression; negative regulation of transcription by RNA polymerase II. The coding region runs from base 197 to 3769 and encodes 1190 amino acids. Gene Ontology annotation, molecular function: transcription corepressor binding; transcription cis-regulatory region binding. Lineage: Eukaryota; Metazoa; Chordata; Mammalia; Primates; Cercopithecidae. Gene Ontology annotation, cellular component: nucleus; cytoplasm. The transcript is spliced from 21 exons. The record is from RefSeq and is a predicted model, not a curated record.